GCACCCUCCACCCUGGCCCUCGCCACGAGCUCAACCUCUGGACGCGCACAGCCGGCCCUGCUCAGGGCAUCUUCUUUGGGGACCGCUUCUUGGAAAUCGGCCUCUGGCGCCUGGGGGAUGUAGAUGGCAAGCACUUCGUCAUCUCCCAGGUGGGAGGGCAGACGGCCCAAACCUACCGCAGCGACAACAGGCUGUUUCCGGGGCCAAACGGUCACUGGACAGGCGUGCUGGACAGGUAUGCCGAGUACCACUGCGGCUCCAUCCACGCGGCCUUCGGCACUUGCACUGGCCUCGCCACCGGCGACCGCUUCAUCCAGUUGGGUGAUUGGCGCCUCGCCGACAUCGACGGGGACCACUUUUCCAUCUCCUGCAAGACGGGGCAAACGUCGCAGGUGUUCCACCGCAGCGGCACAGUGCUACCCGGGCCCCGCAGCGACUUCGGGGCCUGGAAGCGCGAGACGCGUGGCCUGGAGUACCCCGGAGUGGCGCUGGGCGACCGCUUCCUUCAGAUCGGGCAAUGGCGGCUGUGGGCUGAGGGUACCCAGCUGAGCUUGUCGCACCAGACCGGGGCGACAGUCAAGGUCUACCAGUCGGACGGCUCCAGCGCAGGAAGCCUCCCCGCCGCCACCGCUGCGCUGGCGCGCUUGGCCACCGGCACGGGCAUCGGCUUUGGCGACCGCUUCCUUCAGGUGGGCCACUUCCGCCUCGGGGACGUCGACGGCACGCACUUCGCCAUCUCCCACGACGGCGGCCUUUCCGAGGUCCAUCACAGCGACGGGACGGUUCUCCCGCCAGGCUCCACCAUGACCACCCUGGGCCGGCGCUUGGAGGAGUGCGAGCUCCUCUGA
Symbiodinium natans is the source of this 848-nucleotide messenger RNA. Lineage: Eukaryota; Dinophyceae; Suessiales; Symbiodiniaceae. The record is from the annotation of a GenBank genome assembly.